AUGAAACUCGCUUUUCUCAUGGUCAACCUCUUCUUGAUAGCCAGGCUGUCCUGUGCUUGUGAGACCAAUGCAAUGUUCCGACUCUGUAUGAAAACAGGAAAGGCUGCUGUUGAUGCAUGUGAAUCUAACAGCAUGACGUCCUGUGGAUGUUCUGCUCAGAAACAACUGUUGGCAUGUUACACUGAGUGUGGGGACAGCUAUGAUAUGUUCGCUCAAGAGGAAGGCCAACUACGAUACGUUAAGGAGGCAUGCGAUUUUCUUGGAGCUGAAAUAGAAUCUCAAAAUAGAGUAGAUGGAGAAUCAGGGCUGACAAAACAAUCUCAAGGUGGGACAGAUAGAAGAUGGAGAGCAGCCUCUGUCAACAGUACUAGUGAGAACGGCAAUUUUGGUAUGUCACCAAUUCACUUGGAUGAACCAAGAUUAGCAAACUCUCACGCAGAAGCCGCAGCCGCAGCCGUAGCCAUGAAUCCAAAUUUAAAUUACAAAGGCAAUCGAGAUCUCGAGGACAAUAUUGAAAAAAAUCCUAAAGCAUCCACUGCAUCAUUAUCCGCUUACCCAGUCAUGUGUGUGUCGCUGCUUUCUGGGAUUGUGCUUGUUUUUACGCUUUUGUGUUAA
Messenger RNA from Phycomyces blakesleeanus NRRL 1555(-), 615 nucleotides. RefSeq lists its product as hypothetical. Lineage: Eukaryota; Fungi; Mucoromycota; Mucoromycetes; Mucorales; Phycomycetaceae. The transcript is spliced from 3 exons. The record is from RefSeq and is a predicted model, not a curated record. The coding region runs from base 1 to 615 and encodes 204 amino acids.